UAAUCCAUCCAUCAUCAAUCAUAAUCAUAAUCAUCAAUCAUCAUUCAUUUUGUCGCAUUUUGUUGGAAUUUAUUUUUAAUAAUCGUGUAAUUCUGUAUUUUUGGCAAUCCUCUUCGAGUCUUCGACGUUUCGACGCUCAUUAGAAGCACUAAUGGUCGGCACAGUUUGACAGAUUCUGAGCAAUAUUCGCAAUGGUUCUUCGGUCUCCGUCUCCAGGUCCAGGUAUUUCUAAAUGUACACAGAUCGCAGAUCACUUUUUCGGCCACCACCGCAGUGAUGGAAGACGCCAAAGACCUACACCGGGAGCAGAAUUGCGAUGCAGUUUGCCGGUAUAAUAUUAUCCUGAUGAGAAUGACCAUAGACAACACUCGUCGCAUAGCCACACGUCUUGAAUAAUUUGCAGACGCGAUAUGAUACAGAUCGAAAAGAAAGUCUACCGUUGGAACCAUACCAUCAUUAGUACCUAAUUCGUAGAAAAGUACGCAAAUAUGUGUCAGUCAGUGACUGAUGAAGGUAGUUAUACCGCGAUGAUGAGUUCUUCGAGUAUGUACUUGCGUAUGUGUUCGAUCGAAGACGAAGACGAAGACGACGACGCCGUUACAAAUCGUACAGAUUUGGUGUUUGUAGUAAAUCUACAUCAUGGAGGUACAACAGAUUACAUCCAGUAUGAAAUGGUUCCAAAAACAACCAUCAGAUACACCUCGACUGUUGAGUUUGUCUUCUCUAAGAUACGAAUCAGAAAUCGAAGAAGGAUCGUCACAUAAUACCUCCACAGUGUCCAGAAUAGACUCGUCUCCAGCAAGCACCAGAAGCUACGAUCAUUUCGACGAAACGAACGAACAAAACGUUAAGAAAUACAACGUGCGCGAAAACCGCAUCACUAUCGAGAAUGGCGCCGAAUGGAGCCCCGAAAACACGACGACGAUGGUUCGUAAAAACCGAGAAAUGUACUACACCGCCUCAGCCAAAGAGAGACGCAACCCUCUUCUGGAGAAAGUGAAAAACACCAAGCUGACGUGCUUCAAGUCGCAGCAAUUCAAUCCUGCAUUCUAUUCUGUGCCCGGCUCCGGGUCAGCGUACGAUGAUAACAGCAGCUGCCACAGCGAUUAUUCCGAUUCACGUACGAGUAUUCCAAACAGUGUUCAUAGUAUACCAAUUAGUCCUCAGAUGAGCUCCAGAUCGAGUUCGAGAUCCGAUUGGGCGGAUUUGGUCAACGAUUCUACACGAAGUCCCCGAAAUAUCCGCCCCUAUCAGUCACAGCCACAGUCUCCAGAUGCCUCAUCCUGGCAGACCGAAUAUGCUUCUAUCAACGAUCCAGAUCCGGAUACCAUCAAACAAGUGGAUAAUUUCUGCAUCUCUUCGAAACUAAGAGCGAUCUCAGAUAAAUACUUGAAGUCGUCCACCAAUAAAAUACUCGCCAAGUUGUACCGUAGCAGCAACACCACCAAUGGCAAUAACGAUAAACAAACCUCGGUCGACGAGUCGAAUAAAAAUUGCGCCAAUAAAAGGGCCAACGUUAAAGAACUAAAGAAAUUACGCAGCUUUUCGUACGGCCAGUUACCGGGUAUUAGCGAAUUUCGCCAGUUUCACGAUAUCUGCGACGAUCAAAAAGAUACCUCUUUGGAUUGCAACUCGGAUUCGGUCUCGAAUAUUGUCACCGAUCACGAAAGCGAAGAUUGCGACAGUGGAAUUCUAGUAUCGAGUAAUUCUUCUGUUGUGGAUAGCUGUGCUGGAGGGUCAACUCCGGCUACAGGGGGUAAACCCGGAUGCCAUUUUCGUAGCGCUUCGCAAGAUACCCCUGUGCAGAGUAACGACUCGUCUCCCACCGAAUUGGCACCAACUAAUAGUGCUGCCAAAGAUGAAGAUAAGUUGGAGUUGACCGAUAGACAGAAAAGACGACAGCGAAUGGUCCAUAAUGAAGAUGCGUUGCAGUAUGAUCCUCCUUUACCUGAGUUACCUCCUAAGAAUAAUCCGUUCUUGGCCAACGUUUGUAGAAAUUCUCAUGUCAUCGACUUGACCAGAGACGAUGUCGAUGAGGAUGUUGGUAUCGUUGUCAGACAUAUUAGAACUCCGCAGAAUCGAGAAGCCUUCAUCGUUUGCGAUAUUGUGCCUGGGAGCGUGGCUCAUAGGAAAGGAGACCUAAAGAUAAACGACGAAAUAGUCAACAUUAACGGCUACCACCUAAACAGCUUAUCGUUGAACCAAGUCGUCCAGUUAUUAAAUCAAAGAUGUCGCGAUGUCAUGAUCGUCAUCGUACGCACAUCGUAUAAAAAUCGAACAAAUCGCAUCGAUCCCCCUGAAAGUGUCAUAGAUUACGAGAAUUUCACCGGAGAUAACCCCGCCGCUGGAAAUCCAACCACCAAAGAGAAAUUCCGCAAGAAUAAUUGUCAUUACCAAAAGCAUUCAGCCGGCAGUGCCAAAUUAGCCAGAAGAAGCAUGGUGUGUAAUGAUAAACAAAGUAUUGGCGGUGGAGUCGAGUAUCGAGAAUACGAAAAGUACAAAGCCCCCAGUACGAAUACGGAGAACUUCUGUACGUUGCCAAGGAGACCUAAGUCGGUGAUGUGCGCAUUUUUCACGUUCGUUUUCGAAAAAGGUCCCGGAAAGAAGUCUCUCGGGUUUACCAUCGUCGGUGGUAAAGAUUCGCCUAAAGGUGAAAUGGGUAUCUUCGUCAAGAGCAUAUUGACCCAUGGGCAGGCUGCUGAAGAUGGUCGUCUGCAAGAAGGAGACGAAUUAUUAGCCAUAAAUGGACAAGCGUUGGAUGAGUUCACGCACUCUGAAGCUUUACAAUUGUUCAAGUCCAUCAAACAAGGACCGAUUGUGUUGCAUAUUUGUAGAAGGCUGAAAAUUAAGAAUAAUUCCGCAAGAGUGAGAUCGUGUUCGAAUUUACUGAAUGCCGUGAACAAUGAAAACUAAAGUAGUUUUUUUCUCAUCUUUUGAAUGGCAAAAGUGAUAAAUUCUAGUCUAUAAUUUAGUUUUACCUUAUAUAUAGAUUAGAAUACCCUCCUCGCUCUCGAGUAAGAUGUGUAAUUUAAAUAUCAAAAUUUUUCAUGUUUUCAAUUUUUUUCUUUUUUUAAUUUAUUAUUUUUUAGUCGACUUACGAUGUUAUACUUAAAAAAUUUUGCAAGUAUUUUAGAAAGGUUCAGUGUAUGAUUCUUUUUUGUUUUAUUUUUUUUUAUUUGAAUAAAUCAUUGAGAAGAUUUAAACAA
Molecule: messenger RNA, 3206 nt
Organism: Planococcus citri (citrus mealybug)
Lineage: Eukaryota; Metazoa; Arthropoda; Insecta; Hemiptera; Pseudococcidae
Exons: 9
Coding region: 640-2913 (757 amino acids)
Molecular function (GO): protein binding
Source: RefSeq, a predicted model, not a curated record